AACACAGUUACAUUGUCGCAAUGUUUAUUCCAAAAGAUAUCUGAUGUAAGAAAAUUUGCUAACAGAAAAUGUUGAAAUUAAUGGUACUUUUGCAAAUGGUAUGGGUAAUCAUACCUUUUGUUAAAGGGGAGUGCGUUUCAAAGGGAGACAUUGUGUUUCUACUGGACGAGUCCGGAAGUAUUGGAUCGCUAAACUUUGAACGAAUGAAGUCAUUUGUCAGCUCCGUCGUCGGUAACUUCAAAGUAGGAAUCAAUGCAAAUCAAUUCAGCGUAGUCAAUUUUGCGUCCUCUUCUAGAGAGAUAUUUCCACUCAACAAAUAUCACACAGUGUCUGGUCUUCAAUCUGCCAUAUCUUCCAUUUCUUUCUCCAGCGGCGGAACAAGUAUAGGAAGUGCCCUUGAUUAUGCCCGGAUGUACUCUUUUAGUUCCGCCAGAGGAGCAAGAAAUGAUUCGGCAAAACUUGCUGUUCUAAUCACCGAUGGACAAAGCUCUCUUUCCAACCAGCCCGAACAACUAAAAGCAAUUGGGGUCACAAUAUUUUGUGUCGGGGUAGGAACUGGAAUAAAUUCAGCUGUGCUAAGAUCAGUGGCUUCCCACAACGACUACACGUAUCUGACCACGUUUGACUUAUUGUCAUUGUUGGCGAACGAAUUGUCAAACGGAACCUGCGCUGAUGACAUAAACGAUUGUCUAAGUGAGCCAUGUUUAAAUGGGGGAACAUGUGAAGAUCAAUUUGGGAAAUACGUUUGUCACUGUUUGGGUGGAAAUACAGAUCCAAAUUGCUACGUCCCGGGGCUACCAAACGUAACGUUAGGAUCCAGUCUUACAGUAAAUAUUGGAUCGUCUGCUGUACUUAACUGUUACGUCACAAGCACGACGACCGUUUCUUCUGUUACGUGGCAUUACCAGAAAAACGGCGUCACUACCAAUAUCAACACUGGUAAUACCACAAAAUAUAGCGGUAGCACUGUAGGGACACCGUCUCUUACCGUUAAAAACGUUCAAAUUGACGAUAUAGGAAACUAUAGAUGUUUGGCUCAAAACUCAGCAGGAAUAGGCCAAAGUGCAUCGAUGAUAUUUCUAGAUUUGCAACGAAGUUCUCCUACUAUAUCCACGGUAACCACAAUUUACGCUGUCAAUGCUAACGAUAGCGUGUCCCUGUCUUGCAGUUUUCCCCCCAGUUACCCUCCGGUGGUUGGAGUUAUUUGGUACAAAGAUGAUGUAGCAAUCAAUCCGGGGCUGAAUGGCAAAUACUCUGGUGGAACAAUUCAUUCUCCAAACCUCAACAUAUCGAAUUUCCAGCGAGAAGAUCAAGGGACCUAUCACUUUUCAGUGUAUAAUCACUAUGGAUCCAGUAAUAGCUCGAAUAUAUCCGUAUAUUUAUUUGAAG
Saccostrea cuccullata (small rock oyster) is the source of this 1389-nucleotide messenger RNA. RefSeq names its product hemicentin-1-like. The annotation marks the transcript as partial. NCBI's taxonomy places the organism in Eukaryota, Metazoa, Mollusca, Bivalvia, Ostreida, Ostreidae. The transcript is spliced from 5 exons. The record is from RefSeq and is a predicted model, not a curated record. Gene Ontology annotation, molecular function: calcium ion binding.